Dryobates pubescens (Downy woodpecker) is the source of this 4297-nucleotide messenger RNA. It is a transcript of the gene MYO1B, whose product is annotated as myosin IB. Gene Ontology annotation, biological process: actin filament organization; vesicle transport along actin filament. Gene Ontology annotation, cellular component: brush border; microvillus; myosin complex. The record is from RefSeq and is a predicted model, not a curated record. NCBI's taxonomy places the organism in Eukaryota, Metazoa, Chordata, Aves, Piciformes, Picidae. Gene Ontology annotation, molecular function: actin filament binding; microfilament motor activity; ATP binding. Bases 125 to 3535 code for a protein of 1136 amino acids. The transcript has 31 exons.
UGGGUACUCCGUUCUGUUCCGUUGUGCCUUCGCUUCGGCUGGGAAGUGUCCGGCGCCGGCUCGGAGCAGGAGGCGUCGGACGGCUGCGGGACGCGGGCAGCGCCUUUCGGCAGCAGAGGAGAAAAUGGCCAAAAUGGAGGUCAAGACAUCUCUUUUAGAUGACAUGAUUGGGGUGGGAGAUAUGGUCCUUUUGGAGCCACUUGAUGAAGAUUCAUUCAUCAAUAAUCUGAAAAAGCGCUUCGAUCACAAUGAAGUAUAUACAUACAUUGGCAGCGUGGUGAUAUCCAUAAACCCCUACAGAUCUCUGCCCAUUUACACUCCAGAGAAAGUGGAAGAAUACAGGAACCGCAACUUCUACGAACUCAGUCCUCACAUCUUUGCACUGUCAGAUGAAGCAUACAGAUCUUUAAGGGACCAGGACAAAGACCAGUGCAUCCUUAUUACAGGAGAGAGUGGAGCUGGGAAAACAGAGGCAAGCAAACUUGUCAUGUCAUAUGUUGCUGCUGUGUGUGGAAAAGGUGCAGAGGUCAAUCAAGUAAAAGAACAGCUUUUGCAGUCAAAUCCAGUUCUUGAAGCUUUUGGAAAUGCCAAAACCGUGAGGAAUGACAACUCCUCUAGAUUUGGAAAAUACAUGGAUAUUGAGUUUGAUUUCAAGGGUGACCCACUUGGAGGAGUUAUAAGCAACUAUCUGCUGGAGAAGUCUCGUGUUGUUAAGCAGCCAAGAGGUGAAAGAAACUUCCACAUUUUCUAUCAGAUACUGUCUGGUGCAUCAGAAGACUUUCUCUGCAAACUCAAACUGGAGCAGGACUUCAGCAGAUACAACUACCUGGGCCUGGAUUCUGCCAAAGUGAAUGGAGUGGAUGAUGCUGCAAACUUCAGAACAGUCAGGAAUGCAAUGCAGAUAGUUGGGUUUAUGGAUCACGAGACACAGUCUGUUUUUGAAGUGGUGGCAGCCGUCCUGAAAUUGGGAAACAUUGAGUUUAAGCCUGAGUCUCGUGUGAAUGGCCUGGAUGAAAGUAAAAUCAAAGAUAAAAACGAACUCAAGGAAAUCUGUGAGCUGACAGGCAUAGACCAGUCGGUACUGGAAAGAGCUUUCAGCUUCCGGACAGUUGAAGCCAAGCAAGAGAAAGUUUCAACAACACUAAAUGUGGCUCAGGCUUAUUAUGCUCGUGAUGCUUUGGCUAAAAAUUUAUACAGUCGGCUGUUCUCUUGGCUGGUUACCAGGAUAAACGAGAGCAUUAAGGCACAAACAAAAGUGAGGAAGAAGGUAAUGGGGGUGCUGGACAUCUAUGGCUUUGAAAUUUUUGAGGACAACAGCUUUGAGCAAUUCAUUAUCAACUACUGCAAUGAGAAGCUGCAGCAGAUCUUCAUUGAACUUACCCUCAAAGAAGAGCAGGAGGAAUACAUCCGAGAGGGGAUUGAGUGGACUCACAUUGAGUAUUUCAACAACGCUAUCAUUUGUGAUCUAAUAGAAAAUAACCAAACUGGAAUCCUGGCCAUGCUAGAUGAAGAAUGCCUGAGACCAGGAACUGUUACCGACGACACCUUCUUAGAGAAACUGAACCAAGUGUGUGCCACUCACCAGCAUUUUGAGAGCAGGAUGAGCAAGUGCUCCCGGUUCCUCAAUGACACCACCUUGCCUCACAGCUGCUUCAGGAUUCAGCAUUACGCUGGCAAGGUGAUGUACCAGGUGGAAGGAUUUGUUGACAAAAAUAACGAUCUUCUGUACCGUGACCUCUCCCAAGCCAUGUGGAAGGCAAAUCACUCUCUUAUCAAAGCAUUGUUCCCUGAAGGGAACCCUGCUAAGAUCAAUCUAAAGAGACCACCAACAGCAGGUUCACAAUUCAAGGCUUCAGUUGCUACCCUGAUGAAAAAUCUUCAGACCAAGAAUCCCAACUAUAUCAGAUGCAUCAAACCCAAUGACAAAAAGGCUGCCCACAUUUUCAACGAUGCCCUGGUGUGCCACCAGAUCCGCUACCUCGGCCUGCUGGAGAAUGUGCGGGUCAGGAGGGCAGGCUAUGCCUUCAGGCAGGCCUACGAGCCAUGCCUGGAGAGGUACAAGAUGCUGUGUAAGCAGACCUGGCCCCACUGGAGAGGGCCAGCCAGGUCGGGAGUAGAGGUGCUUUUUAAUGAAUUGGAAAUCCCCGAAGAAGAAUUUUCCUUUGGUAGAUCAAAGAUAUUCAUCCGCAACCCAAGAACGCUCUUCAAACUGGAAGAGCUGAGAAAGCAGCGGCUGGAGGACUUGGCCACUCUAAUUGAGAAGAUUUAUAGGGGCUGGAAGUGCCGCACGCGCUUCUUGUUGAUGAAGAAAAGCCAGGUUGUGAUUGCUUCCUGGUACAGGAGAUAUGCGCAACAAAAAAAAUACCAGAAGAUAAAGAGUUCGGCUAUUAUAGUCCAGUCUUACAUCAGAGGAUGGAAGGCACGGAAACUUCUUAGGGAGCUUAAGCAUCAGAGGCGUUGUAAUGAGGCUGCCACAAUCAUUGCUGCUUAUUGGCAUGGUACCCAGGCGCGAAGGGAACUGAGACGACUGAAGGAGGAGGCUAGAAAUAAACAUGCUAUUGCUGUUAUUUGGGCUUUCUGGCUUGGAUAUAAGGCUCGAAGGGAAUUGAAACGCUUGAAGGAGGAGGCUAGGCGUAAGCAUGCUGUUGCAGUCAUUUGGGCUUACUGGCUUGGACUGAAGGUCCGUAGAGAGUACAGGAAAUUCUUCAGAGCCAAUGCUGGAAGAAAGAUUUAUGAGUUUACCCUUCAGAGACUUAUGCAAAAAUACUUCCUGGAAAUGAAGAAUAAGAUGCCUUCUUUAUCACCAAUAGAUAAAAACUGGCCAGCAAGACCUUACCUUUUCUUGGAUUCCACUCACAAGGAACUAAAGAGGAUUUUCCAUCUGUGGAGGUGUAAAAAGUACAGAGACCAGUUCACAGAUCAGCAGAAGCUUAUCUAUGAAGAAAAACUGGAAGCAAGUGAACUUUUCAAGGACAAGAAGGCUUUGUAUCCAGCCAGUGUUGGGCAGCCAUUCCAAGGGGCUUACCUGGAAAUCAGCAAGAACCCCAAGUACAAAAAACUUAAAGAUGCUGUGGAUGAGAAGAUCAUUAUUGCAGAAGUUGUCAAUAAGAUCAACAGAGCCAAUGGGAAGGCCACAUCCAGGAUUUUCUUACUCACCAAAAACAACGUCCUGCUUGCGGAUCAGAAAUCUGGGAAUAUCAAGUCAGAGGUGCCACUGGGAGAUGUUACCAAGGUGUCCAUGAGCUCCCAGAAUGAUGGCUUCUUUGCAGUGCACCUCAAGGAGGGGUCAGGAGCAGCUGGUAAAGGAGACUUCCUGCUCAGCAGCGAUCACCUUAUUGAAAUGGCCACUAAACUUUACCGCACUACUCUCAGCCAAACCAAGCAGAAGCUCAACAUUGAGAUAUCUGAUGAAUUCCUGGUUCAGUUCAGACAAGACAAAGUGUGUGUGAAGUUCAUCCAAGGCAGCCAGAAAAACGGCAACAUCCCAACCUGCAAGCGAAAAAACAAUCGGCUUCUGGAAGUGGCUGUCCCUUAACUGCAGCUGGUUGCCUCUCCCUUUCAUGGACUUGUUUCUUUGUAACAGUGCAAUUUUAGUUGUUUGGUUUUGCUGGUUUUAUCCCUUUCUGGAGAUGUUGAUGGCUUAUAGCUUUAGAAACCUGUGGCAAAACAUUCGCUCAAUCCACUUUUUAAUCUUUUUUUUUGUUUAUGCCAGAGUUUUAACCCUCGAAAAUGCAGAUUUUUACCAGCUGGCACAUACCUGUCACACAUGAACCAUUCUCUUUUGUUUAGCAGUCUUAUUUUAGCGUAGCGUACCAUAAAGCCACAUUAUUAAUGAUCAAUUACUCAUAUCCCUUAGGCUAGAGGUCCACUUAACAGGAACUGUGCAUGGCCUUGAUGCUUGAUGGCCACUGGUGCCCAGGGUCUUUUUAUACCAACCUGUUCUGGCGUUCUCCGGGGGGAGCAGGAUGGAGACCAGCACACUAACUUCUGUAGUUAACACUAGGAACCCUGUGAAUCCAUGUUUUAGUCAGUGCAGCACAGCAACAUCUAGUUCUGCCAAACAGAAGGAAUACAUGAUUAUACAAGCAGCUGUAUGGAUCAUUCUAUAGUACAACCUGCAGCCAUUUUGAAACAGGAUUUUUAACCAGGUCAGAUUUUUUUAACGACUUUACAGAGCAGGAACCAGUACCACUCAAAAAAGCUUUCACCAAAGCUACACAACUUGAGGCAUGUUUUCUGUUCUGCUUUUUUUUUUUUUCCUUAACUUUUACAUCACCAAUUAAGAUUAGAGCCAGGG